AGAUCCUCCUCCUCUUCCUCCUCGCACCUGUUUGUCUUGCCAACUACGAACAUCCCAGGGUGUUCCUCAACACACCCUGUCGCAAGGCAAAUGGAGUGCUCUGCCAAUUCUACCACGGCAACCACGGCCCCUGGCACGAUGAGACGCACCACCACCGUAGACAAGAAACGAUCCCGCGUUGAGCAUACAUACAUUCUCAAGAACUUCGAUUAUCUGGUGAAUGUCAAGCAUGGGAUUGGUUCAACGAGGAGCUGAGUUGGGACAUGUUGCGGUGGUGAAGAGGCAGAUUCAGUCUCCUUAAAACUCGCGCCUAUCGUAUUUACCGCCGCAAGGAAAGGCAAAGGUGGUGGUGUCAGUCACAUGGGAAUCGCGACUCGGUGCUCUGAGAAGGAUUACGGUAUUACGAAGGCUUCUGUGCGCCGAAGUAAUUUCCGGCUAUACUACGGCGUGUCGCAUCAGCUCCGUCAAUCCACUUGAACACCAUGGCUGUUGGUCUGUCUUGUAUUUAAAUAAACAUGAAGAUGUCUGU
Exserohilum turcica Et28A is the source of this 529-nucleotide messenger RNA. RefSeq lists its product as uncharacterized. NCBI's taxonomy places the organism in Eukaryota, Fungi, Ascomycota, Dothideomycetes, Pleosporales, Pleosporaceae. Bases 91 to 255 code for a protein of 54 amino acids. The record is from RefSeq and is a predicted model, not a curated record. The transcript is spliced from 2 exons.